GCUCACGACCCCGCGGCGACUUGGCGAACACACACAGGCCGGGCGGGAAGGCGGCGAGAGGGGCCCUCUGGUGGGCGGGUGUGUGGCUGCCCAGCCGAGGCAGGCGGCGAGCGGCAAGCAGCAGAGAAAGAGCAACUGGAGGCCAAAGCAACACCUACGGAGGGGACGAGGGGAGACGAACGCGUUCGUUACCAGCAUCGUGAAUAUAUGCCGGUGCUGUCUGGGAAUGAAGGACAAGGCAUUGGCGGCAUUCAUUCGAAGGGCAACUUGGAGGCUGAAAUGUAGGCGCAGGCCGGUCUCAAAGCUACGCCGCCAAGAGGCAGCCCACUUAGCUCUCGCUCCUCUGUCAGCUUGCAGUCAUCUUUCAUCGCCAUUGAGGAGCGCUCCAGCUGAAACACGUGGUCCGCGCCGCGUCGCGUCUUUUCUCAGGAUGAACAACCGCUGCGAUGCUCACAUCCUCUCUUGCCUCUCCACCAUCCGCUCGGGAUCAUCGAAGAGAAAGCCCAUCUUAGCCAGGCAGUCCUACGAUGAUGAGGAGCAAAUCUUGGCGAUUGUCGCUGCUCCCUUCUCCAUCCCGUCACCGCAAUUGUAGCGCCUCUUCGCCUUGAUGCCUGCUCAGCGCCGCACUCGAUCGCGGACCGCGAUGUCCCCUCUGACCCUUUCCCCCUGCCCUUGGGUCGGCGAU
Molecule: messenger RNA, 685 nt
Organism: Jaminaea rosea
Lineage: Eukaryota; Fungi; Basidiomycota; Exobasidiomycetes; Microstromatales
Exons: 2
Coding region: 227-592 (121 amino acids)
Source: RefSeq, a predicted model, not a curated record